Molecule: messenger RNA, 5048 nt
Organism: Corvus hawaiiensis (hawaiian crow)
Lineage: Eukaryota; Metazoa; Chordata; Aves; Passeriformes; Corvidae
Gene: NCAPD3
Product: non-SMC condensin II complex subunit D3
Exons: 35
Coding region: 39-4454 (1471 amino acids)
Biological process (GO): mitotic chromosome condensation; meiotic chromosome condensation
Cellular component (GO): condensed chromosome, centromeric region; condensin complex
Molecular function (GO): histone binding
Source: RefSeq, a predicted model, not a curated record
GGCCGCGGGCGCGCCCGGAGCAGCGCGUUCGAACCGAGAUGGCGGCGGCGGAGCGGCUGCGGAGGGCGCUCGGGGGGUGGCGGCUGCCGGAGCUGGCUGCGGCGUGGGUGGACACGAUGUGGGACCUGGAAUUCACGGAGGUCGAGCCUCUCGAUCCCCGGAUAGCGGAGGACAUCACGGCCGAUGGAGUCGACAGCUUCACUGGCCUGUACAGCGCUCUGGCGCCCUUUGCCGCCGGGGAGCAGGAGAGCAGAGAGAAUGUCUGGAUCUUGUUUGCUGAGAACAGCCUGUCCCACCAGGCCCUGGUGGCUGUGCUGCACCACUUUGUGCACGUGGGCCAGCAGAAGAGAGCCAACGCAGAGCAGAGGGUGUUCGCUCUGCACGCGGCUGGGCUGUACUUCCUGCUGCUGGAGAUCCCAGGCAGCAUAAUCAACCAGGUGUUCCAUGAAGUGGUGUUUGACAAAUGUCUUCACACCCUGACAAAAUGCUUGCCUCGAGAUCUGAGGAAAAGGAAGAAGGCGCAAGCUCAAAGCUCACAGUCCAGUGCCAGAAGAAACAGAAAGAAAGGGAGACCGUGCAGGAAUGACAGCCCCAGUGUAGAAGAGAUGUUGGAAGAGGAGGAGGAAGAGGAUGAUGAGGAUGUUUACUGGUCAAGAGAAGGUCUUCUCCAAGUCCGCAACGCCAUCUUCCUUCUUUUGAAAAACUUCCUAAGACUUCUGACCAAGUUGUCCCUAGAAGAAAAGCCUCAGUGCCUGCAGAACUGUGUGCAGGUCUUUGUUGAAAUGACCAGCUUUGAGCCAGUGCUCCAUGAGUUCGACUUUUCAGCAUCCAUGGAUGUUAAUAAAGCCGAGUACAUUCCUGAGGCGGCCUGUUACGGACUGUACUUACUGUGUUCCCCUCUCCAUGGCACACAAGAUAAGACCCUUCAAUGUGUCUUCCAUCGACUUCUCUACGUAAUUCUGAUGGCGGAGAGCAGUGAGGAUUCCAUGCAUGAGGUCCUUCCCAUCACACCAGCUGUGACCAGUGCCAGGAACCUGGCUAUAAAAUUCAUCAGUUCUCUGGUAGAUGAGCUGAAAGAAGCUAUUUAUCCUACUCUCCGAAUAUUGCUCCAACAUAUCUGUGCCCAGGUCCCAGACAAGGCUGAUUAUCGCACCUGCGCUGCCCAGGCCCUGGCGACCCUGCUGGACAAACUCCCUUGUGCAGAGUUCGCUUCUUUCAUCGCCUGGCUUUAUAAAUUCUCACUCUAUGAAGUUCCCUCCAGAGUGUUUGCUCUGGAUGCAGCCUUGGCUUUGUUGGAGCUGCCAGAGAGGAACCCGGGCAGCUCCUUGUCCCUGGAGGAUCAGAGGUUUCUAAAGCACAAGUUUUUAGUGCAGGUCAUGGUGUUUGGCCGGUGCUCAGACAUAGCCCCCGUGGUCCGGAGCAAGGCUCUCAGCAGCCUUGACUGCUGUCUCGAGAUGAAAUCUGCUGCUGUCUCAGAGAGCAUUCAGGACUUACUACAGAGCUCCCGUGUCCACACAGUGUUGGAAGCAAGCGCAGGCACUGCGAGCGUGACAGCCAGUGCAGGAGCCGUGUCCAGCCAUCCACUGAAGACCUUCCCAACUUCCAAGACUUUUGAGCUGACAGACAGCAGUGACACUGCUAGGCCUGAUGGAGAAGAGUUCAUGGCCAUACUGAGAGAGAGAGCUGGAGAUGAGAAAAUCAUCGUGAGGAAACCUGCUGUGCGGGUGCUUGGGAGCCUCCUGAAGCACGGGCACAUGCCCUGCACCGCCGAGAAUGUGGGCACGCUGCGGGACCGCUGCCGCGACCCUGCGGCGUCCGUGUGCAAGCAGGCGCUGCACUCCAUCACAGAGCUGCUCCUGUUUCAGCACAGCAAUGUCCUCGUGCAGAAGGCCUGGUGGAACGGGGUGGUGCCCGUUGUGAUGGGUGCAGAAAACUCUGUCCAAGAAAAGGCCUUGGAUUGCCUUGAUCAGAUCUUGCUGCAAAACAUAAAACCUUACAAUAAAUCCAGGAGUGAUGAUAGGCAGAAGCUGGCAUGGGAUCUGCUGUCCCUGUCUUCAGAAAGCAAGGAGCUGGGCCGUUACCUGAGCAGAGCCUUGACUGUGUGGUCCAGCCAGAAGAAGUUGACCUCCACUUUUAUCCAGAAUGUCAUGUCUCACCUGGAGACAGAGCAUUCCAGCGCAGCUUGGAUGCUGCUUGCCAAGGUGGCAUGUUCUUCCCCCAAGCUGGAUUAUUCCAAGAUCAUUGAAUCCUGGUACAGCAGGCAGCAGAACACGAGCAGUGACGCUGUGGGACACAUCCUGUGUGUCAUCGGGCACGUGGCAGAGCACCUCUCCAGGAGCCGCUGUGAGGGGCUCAGGGAGAACAUCCGGAGCUGGCUGAAGGAGUUUCAGUGUCCCCGGGUGUUGAUCAGCCCGGCUGUGCAGGCCCUGCAGAGGCUCUGCCGGGCCUCCGUAGAUGUACCAAAGGAGGCACAGGAGCUGCUCAACCAGGUGUUUGGAGAUUUGGUAUCCACCUGUUACAGCUACAUCUCCAAUAUAGUCCUCAAAGAGGGUGGAGCAGAGCAGCUGCAGGAGGAUCUCUUGGUGAGACACCUCUUCCUCCUGGGCGAGGCUGCGCAGAUGUGCCCAGCCAAGGUGGAGAAAUACAUCUUCUUCUUGGUUCAGGCCAUCCUGGCCCCUCCUGUCAGCCAGGACCAACUGUCUGCUUCCAAAGACAGUUCCCAGUUCAGAGGCUCAGCCAUGCCUACCGUGGUCAGGGCUCAUGCAGUCAUGACUUUAGGUAAGCUGUGCCUGCAGCACGACGAGCUGGCGAGGGAGUCCAUCCCAGUCCUGGUGCAGGAGCUGGAGGUGUCGCAGGAAAUGCCUGUGCGCAUCAACGUGGUGACGGCGCUGUGCGACCUGUGCAUGCUCUACACCUCCCUGGUGGACAGAUACAUCCCCAACAUCUCCCUGUGCCUGCGGGACCCGCACCCCGUCAUCCGCGAGCACACCCUGACCCUGCUCACCAACCUCCUCCAGGGGGAGUAUGUGAAAUUGAAGAACUAUCUCUUCUUUCGGUUUGUCUGUGUCUUGGUGGAUCCAAACCCAGAUAUUGCCAGUUUUGCAGAGUACUGCCUGGUGCACAUCUUGCUGAUGAGGAACCCCGUGAUAUUCUCCCAGCACUUCAUCGAGUGCAUCUUCCAUUUCAACAGCUACGAGAAACAUCCAAAGUACAACAGGUUCCCCCAGAGCGAGCGGGCGAAGCAGCUCUUCUCUCUGAAGGGGAAGGAUAACAAGGAGAAGAGGAUGAGGAUCUACACCUUCCUGCUGGACCAUUUCACGGAUGAGCAGAGGUUCAACAUCACCACCAUGAUCAGCGACAACAUCCUAGCUUGCUUUGUGUAUAAGGUCCUUCCUUUGGACCUGGAAGGCAGCGAGCUGCUCUCAGAUACAUUUGCAGUCCUUAGCUGCAAAGAAAUCAAGCUCUCAAGUAUGAGGUCCAAACCUGAGGAAGACAUUCAGCCUGAGGAAGAUGAGAUGUCAACAGCCAGUGCUGUCAUGCAGGUGGCCCAGAAAAAGCUCAUCUUGCAGGGUCAAAAGAAGAAUUUAAUAGAAAACAUCAUCCCAACAAUCACAUCACUGAAGUCCUUGAUGGAGCAGAAGAGGACCCCAGCUCUUAAGGACCUGAUGAGCUGCCUGCGGGAAAUUAUGCAAGAUUACCGAAACGAAAUCAAAGACUUCUUUGCUGAGGACCAGCAGCUGGUAGUCGAGCUGGAGUAUGACAUGAGGAAAUAUGAAGAGCAGCUGGCCAGGGAGAAGGAGUUGGAACAAGAGCAGCUCUCAGCAGCCCACUGGGAGCAAUCUCCAUCUUUGGAGAGAGCUGCAUCUCCUGGUGGCCAGAAUAAUAACAAUGCUCAGUCUCCUGCGAGUGGGAGGCCGCCCACAUCUGGGUUCAUCCCUUCCUCUGGGUCUUCUGAGUUGGCCAUACCUCAUGCUGGUGCUCUGAAGCAGCCUCAAGUGGGUCGCAGGGCAUCUCUCCUGAGCACAGUGGCCAGGCUGAACGCUGCCUUCCUGGCAGCAGAAGGUGCACCCGUGCAGCGCAGCAAGAGUGUGGGGAGGAGUUCACCGAGCACAUCUGGCAGCCAGCAAGUGUCCUGCCAAAGGUCCAGGCGAGAAAAGGUGGCUGUGGUGGGCCCAGCAAUCAGCACCCCAGAGCAGCCUGAGACCAUUGGGGACUUGACUUUUGGUGCUGGAGUCAGUAGCAUCAGCUCGAUACAGACACCCUCUUCAGGUCCAGCAGAGGAAGAUGAUGAUGCUGAGGAUAGGCCGAAGCGUAUCAUCUAUUUGCCAUCGCCAGAGGAACCCCCAUCCCCACCUCGGCAGUGGAACGUGAAGUCCCCAGCGAGGAGAAGGAGCAGCCAGCAAGUGCCUCUGCAGCAGUCACAGUGCAAAACCCCCCUGGAAGCAGCUAAGUGAGCCUGCCCCUGGAUUGCUGUACAGAACCACCACGCUGCCUGAGACCUGUCCCUCCCCUCUGCUUGUGAAGCACAUCCUUCCUUAGCCAUCUCUUCUGAGCUGUGUUUUCCCCAGCACUGCCCUAGAGAUGGGCAGACAAAGCCUGUGUGAGCACACACAGGGGUUGUAAGUGCUGCUCUUGGCAGAGCUCACUGGAGGGCUGCAGUAUAAAAGGAGGGUGGCUUUUCACUCUCAGGAUGUGUAAUUUGUCCAUUUGGGAAAGUAAGGGCAUAACGUUGCCACAAGCUUGGUAAUAAAUGCAUUUAUCACAGCUUGCAGGGCAGUGAGUGGCUGGGUUUAUUCACCCAAUCCCUCAUUGUCCCUCUUGGUUAUAUAAUAGAGUUGCUUUAAUUUGAACAAAGGUAAAACAGCUUGUCACUGCUGCACCCCUAAAUCUGGUAAUUGCACGCUACAUCACCUCUUAUUUGUUGUGCAAACUCCUGUGUGUAUGAACAGCCUUAAUCUUCUUUUUCUAUGGAAUAUUUCUAUUCUUGAACUAUGUUAUUUCUGACUAUUAGCAUUUGAUGAAAAUAAAUGGUUGCAGAAUUAAUUCCA